AUGGCUCUGAGGCCAGUCCACGGUCUGCUCCUUUGGGCUAUGCUGUCCUUCCUGGCUGAGUCGCACAGAGUCCCCGGGGUUCUCACUAAGGAGCUAAAGAUUGGUAAUCCACAAGAUGGGUGCGUGAGCCUCAUUCCCUGCAAAGAUAACGGAGAUGUUUGUGUUCAGCCUUGUUCUCCUUCCUUCCAUGGGGAGACAAGAUUUGUCUGCAAAGACAAAAAGUGGCAGAUGUUCACAGAUGCUUGUGCAAAUCUGGAUAUUCGGUCACUUUUUCAGAGAAUAUCUGAACAUGGACCCUUUCUAAAUCCUGGAGAACACGUUAGCAUUGCUGGAGGGCACCUCCCUUUUCUAGGGAAAGGAAGCCCAAUGAAGCCUAUAGAUGGAGCCAAAUAUUCUGGUGCUGAUGACCACAGGAAUGAGAACUGCCAAGCUGAUUUUUCAUGCAUUAUUCCAGAUAUCUUGUCUUCACCAGCCAUUCCAGGAAAUAUUGCUAAUAUAGUGGACUUGCUAAAGCAGAUCUCCUUGGUCUUAUCAGGAAAUGUCAGUAGAGGAAAAAUGCGGAGUUACAGCAGAAUAGCAAACCAUAUUCUCAACAGCUCCAUCAUUUCCAACUGGGCCUUUGUAAGGAAUAGAAAUGCUAGUUCAGUAUUACUGGACUCGGUGAACUUAUUUGCUGGGAAUCUUCUUCUAACAAAUGGGUCAGAAAAUAUACAAGAGCAAUUCAUUUCUACAAAAGGCUACAGCAUACAUAAGAAUACUACGGGAAAAAGCUUUGAUUUUUCUAUGGAGUUCAGUAACUCAGAAAAUAUCACUGGGCAUGUGUUCAUUCCAGAAGAAGAACUUCUGAACCUAUCUAAAACUUCCAAAGCCAUCAGCAUUGCCUUUCCAACUCUUGGAGCUAUCAUGGAAACAAGCCAUUUGGACCCUGUUUUUGUGAAUGGGAUGGUUUUGUCAGUGGCUCUGCCAGAGGAACUACAGCAUAUUUUGCUUGCCUUUGAAAAGGUCAAUAAACUGGAGAGUGCCAGAGCCCGGUGUGUUGGCUGGCACUCUGCUGAGGGGAGAUGGGAUGACAGGGCAUGCCAAAUGAAGUCAGAUGACGUCAGCAGUGUCAUUUGCUUCUGCAAGUAUCACCGCCGGACAUUCAAAUCCUUCUCCAUUCUCAUGUCACCUAUCAAGUUACGAAAUGCGGUGCUGGGUUACAUUACGUGUGUGGGGUUAGGCCUCUCCAUUUUCAGCUUGGCUCUGUGCCUCAUCAUUGAGAUUGUGGUCUGGCACCACGUAACAAAAACGGAAAUAACUUACAUGCGCCAUUUCUGUUUGGUGAACAUCGCUACUUCACUUCUCAUUGCUGACGUUCUGUUCAUUUUAGCUGCUAUUGUGCAUGAUACAGCCCGAAACCACCGGCUCUGUGUAGCUGCUACUUUUUUUCUUCACUUUUUCUAUCUUGCCUUGUUUUUUUGGAUGCUUAGCCUGGGACUUCUCAUUCUGUAUGGAUUGUUGUUAGUUUUUUUUAAGAUAACAAGAUCUGUGCUCAUGGCCGCAGCAUUCUCCAUUGGAUAUGGAUGUCCUUUGGUCAUAUCUGUCCUCACUGUUGCUAUUACUGAACCAAGAAAUGGGUAUUUACGGUCUGGAGCCUGCUGGCUCAAUUGGUACGAGACCAAAGCCCUUUUGGCCUUUGUGAUGCCUGCUCUGAGUAUUAUCGCUGUGAAUCUGGUGGUGGUGAUGGUGGUUGUGGUGAAGACGGGAAGGUCUGCUGUUGGAGAAGGUUGCAAGUCACAAGAUUUGAGCAACAUGAUUCGAAUUAGCAAGAAUGUUGCCCUCUUGACGCCUGUUCUAGGCCUCACCUGGGGAUUUGGAUUAGCAACGAUUUUUGAUAAAAGCUCUCUCGCCUUCCAUGUUACAUUUGCUCUACUUAAUGCCUUCCAGGGUUUCUUCAUUCUGUUGUUUGGGACACUUCUGGACAGAAAGACAAGAGAAGCUUUAAGGAUGAGCUGUCUUUCAUCAAGGAGGAAAUGUAGUCUAGCAAAGCCAGUCUACCUAGCCUUCUAG
Messenger RNA from Tinamus guttatus (white-throated tinamou), 2049 nucleotides. NCBI's taxonomy places the organism in Eukaryota, Metazoa, Chordata, Aves, Tinamiformes, Tinamidae. The record is from RefSeq and is a predicted model, not a curated record.